This is a messenger RNA of Nannospalax galili (Upper Galilee mountains blind mole rat), 933 nucleotides long. Its product is annotated as olfactory receptor 8B3-like. Bases 1 to 933 code for a protein of 310 amino acids. Gene Ontology annotation, molecular function: odorant binding; G protein-coupled receptor activity; olfactory receptor activity. Lineage: Eukaryota; Metazoa; Chordata; Mammalia; Rodentia; Spalacidae. Gene Ontology annotation, cellular component: membrane. Gene Ontology annotation, biological process: G protein-coupled receptor signaling pathway; sensory perception of smell. The transcript has a single exon. The record is from RefSeq and is a predicted model, not a curated record.
AUGGCCCCUACAAAUAUCUCUUUGGUGACUGAAUUCAUUCUUGUAGGAUUAGCAGACAAGCAUGAUCUCCAAGUACUUUUGUUCUGUGUGUUUCUAACAAUGUAUAUGGUCACAGCACUGGGAAAUUUGGGUUUGAUGAUUCUAGUUUUGCUGAACUCACACCUUCAUAUCCCCAUGUACUUUUUUCUACUUAACUUGUCUUUUAUAGACCUCUGUUAUUCUUCUGUCUUUACACCCAAAAUGCUGAUGAGCUUCUUGUUAAGGAAGAAUGUCAUUUCUUACACAGGAUGUAUGACUCAGCUCUAUUUCUUUUGUUUUUUUGUGGUUUCUGAAUGCUAUGUUCUGACAUCAAUGGCCUAUGAUCGCUAUGUGGCCAUCUGCAAUCCACUCUUGUAUAACAUUGCCAUGUCCCCUAAGGUCUGUUUAAGUCUUAUGUUUGGUUCAUACUUGAUGGCAUUUUCUGAUGCCAUGGCUCACACUGGAUGCAUGCUGAGACUGACCUUCUGUGAUCGAAACAUCAUCAACCACUAUUUCUGUGACAUCCUCCCUUUGUUGCAGCUCUCCUGCACCAGCACCUAUGUCAAUGAGCUUGUAGCUUAUGUUGUGGUGAUCAUCAACAUCAUUGUGCCCACACCCACCAUCUUUAUCUCUUACUUUUUCAUCAUCUCCAGUAUCCUCCGCAUUCGUUCCACAGAGGGCAGGGCCAAAGCUUUCAGCACCUGCAGCUCACAUAUAAUUGUUGUUUCUUUGUUCUUUGGUUCAGGUGCAUUUAUGUAUUUCAAACCUCCCUCAGCUGGGUCUACAGAUGAGGGAAAGAUCUCCUCUAUCUUUUAUACCAAUGUGGUUCCCAUGAUGAAUCCAUUAAUCUAUAGCUUGAGAAAUAAAGAUGUUAAAUUUGCCCUGAGAAAAACCUUAACCAGCUGCAAGUUUUAA